AUGCCUGCUCAAUUAGUAAUUUUCGACUUUGACGGGACUCUUUUCGACACCCAUCAAGCCAUCUCUCACAGCAUCAAGCUCACCUUUGACUCACUCCUCCCAGCCUCAGCUCCAGCAGAGUCUGAGGUACAGAAGUUGAUCGGCUCUGGCUUGGGUCUGAAGGAGGUUCUCCAAGCGCUUCAUACUUCCCCCGAUUCUUUCGACGAGGGUGAAUGGACGUCAACCUACCGUCGCUUCUACAACGAUGAGGGACAGAAAUUUGUAUCCGCGUUUCCUGGCGCCAAGGAUCUUUUGAUCAAGUUGAAUGAAGAAAAGGUUCCUGUGGCUAUUGUCAGCAACAAAGGUGUAGCCGCGGUUGACACGGCUCUCAAGAACAACGGUAUUGAUACCAUCCCCGGAGACUUGAUCGUUGGAGACAACACCCCCGGCGCAACGCGUAAGCCGGACACUGGAAGCUUCGAGAAAGUUCUACUGCCGGCCCUUAAAGCUCGUGGAUUUGCCCACUUAGACGCCUCCAGAACCUUAGUCGUUGGGGACACGGAAGCAGAUAUCAAGUUUGCUGCUAACAUUGGAGCAAAGUCGGUUUGGUGCAGAUAUGGAUAUGGAGAACGCAGCGCAUGCGAGAAGUUGGAGCCGCAUUUCACAGUCGAUUCGUUAGAUGAGGUAGCUAGAAUUGUUGACGGGAUCUGA
Fusarium musae is the source of this 690-nucleotide messenger RNA. RefSeq lists its product as uncharacterized. Lineage: Eukaryota; Fungi; Ascomycota; Sordariomycetes; Hypocreales; Nectriaceae. Bases 1 to 690 code for a protein of 229 amino acids. The transcript has a single exon. The record is from RefSeq and is a predicted model, not a curated record. Gene Ontology annotation, biological process: dephosphorylation; DNA repair. Gene Ontology annotation, molecular function: phosphoglycolate phosphatase activity.